This is a messenger RNA of Kickxella alabastrina, 2742 nucleotides long. RefSeq lists its product as uncharacterized. The record is from RefSeq and is a predicted model, not a curated record. Lineage: Eukaryota; Fungi; Kickxellomycota; Kickxellomycetes; Kickxellales; Kickxellaceae. Bases 215 to 2635 code for a protein of 806 amino acids. The transcript has a single exon.
CCCCAUCUAUUUUUUUCUCUGCAUAUGUGUAUAUAAGUACACUUGCAUAUCCCCAAAUUGUCUCUUUAAUUCUUUUUUUUGUUUUGCCAAAUUUUUUUGCCAAAAACUUUUUUCUUUGUUUAUUAUCUUUUUUAUUAAUAUUAUUAGUAGCACUAUUUUACCUUCUUUUUUUGCAAACAUUAACUUUAUUUUUUUUGCUCGUAUAUACUUGGAAAUGCCACCGUUUAACUUAUUCCAGAUGCAGCAGGGACAUCCACUCCAGCGGUUCAUGCUCUCCACCCCAAUGGAACUGGUCCAAAUGCAGCGUGACAUAAUCUCAGCUACACAGCCGCUGCAACUGCAGACAAGCUCAAAUUCCAAACACCCAACAAAUACCCAAAUCCAACCACCAUCGGUAUGGCCCUCGUAUCCUAUGAACACUAGCCCAGUUGCGCAGCCUCUGCUUGCACAGCUCCCCAACACAGUUGAUGCUGCUCCAGCCUCAAUUUCUGACACUUCUGGCACUUCUGGCAGCUUCUCUGGCACCUCUGGAACUACUGGUGCAUCUGCUUCAAUGUCUGCGUGGCCGCAGUUUCCUCAGAGUGCACAGCUCUCCUUGAACUUUCUCACACAAUAUGCGCAGCUCCCACAGGUCACGGCUUCGAUUUAUAGCAGCCAGUCUAUGACGUCGCCCAGCUGCCCGGAUUUUCAGCUGCUUGGAAUGUUUUCCCCUAUGGAUGCCACACUGUCGCUCUCUCCGCAGUUACCAUUUGCUGAAACAGCAGAUAUCAACACCAUCGCAGCAACACACCACCACCACCAGCACCACCAGCACCAGCAGGAGCAGCAGAGCUCUCUGGUUACUGUGCCAGAGGAUAUGUCUGCAUUGACUAAUAGCCUGCUUGGUCACAUUACAAACCACGGCAUGCAGGGCGUCUCUUGGGAAACCGUCUGCCGCAGCCUGCCGCAGAACAGCGCCGAGUUGAAUCGCAAUGCCAAUACACCAGACCACCUAACAGGUACACACUCUGCCAAUUCCCAGGGCACCAUGCCAGCAACACCGGGUUCAAUCACAGCCGGCAGCGCAAUGACCACAUUGUCCACAAUCACUAAAAAUGUGGGGAAACGCGCUGGCGGCAGGCGGUCAUUCAAGACUGACGAGCCAGCAGGCCUCGCCCACAUGACGUACUUUAAUGUCGACCAGUUUUACGAGGCGCAGCGGCUCAUCAGACGACAUGGUGAAAACUGGCUGCUGAUUGGACAAAUAAUGGGCAUACGCGGCGGCGACUUGGCAGAGAACUGGCGCGGAUACUCGGUACAUUCGAGGAUUACACGCGAGUGGACUGCGAGCGAGACUGAAAUCCUGGCCUUGUGCCGACAACUGGGCAUCCCCUGCCGCAUGGCGUCGCGGAUUAUUGGCUCAAAACUGCCUCUACAAUGCCGCCGCAAAACUCUGAAAAAACCAGAGAUUUCCUCGGUGGAGGAGCAGGAGAAGAGCGCAGACCAGGUGGAUCUGCAAGAGAAGGGGCCAGACUCGGUCAGCCAUGUGGCGUGGACCACUGGCCAUACUAACGUGCUGCACAAGACGCAGCUUAAUAUACCUGAAAUCGAUAACAUUCGAAUUUCCGAAUGUGUCGAAAUGCAAUGUCUCUCGGGUGGCCCGGUCAACUGGGCUGUGGUGAGCCAGCAAACCGGACUCCCAGUGAAAAAGUGUCUUGAGAACAGCCACUGUGACUCAGGCAAGCAGCCGUGGAUCUACUCUCCCGAGACGUUCCGCUGGGACAUGGCCGAGACACUGCGCACCUUAAUUAAUGAGUUUUAUCCAGCUCCUGAGCCCAUUAAUUUUGCAGCGGUGUCGAACUUUCUUUGGGUCUCAAUGCCCGAUUGUAUCACGAUGUACGGUUUGCUCUGUGGCCGGUUUGAUUGGAAUGCUUCGGCCCUGCAGGAACUGGCUAGAUUGUCGGCUCUGGGAUGGUCGGAUAUGCAGAUUGCGCGUCAGUUCUCGCCUACUAUGACUGAAAAUCGGGUGGCUCAGGCGCGACUGAUGUGGCGCGCCCAGCAGGCACAUUCUUCUUUAUCCUCUUCAUCUUCAUUGUCUUUGUCUAUGUCCCUGUCUUUGUUUGCCAACGGCGCGCUCAAUACCCAACAGCAGAAUCAGAAUCAGGAUCAACAGCAGCAGCAGCUAACAAUGCUUCCUGCAGAGCUGGACGCCCCAGCCAUAUCCUCGGCGCAAAACCUCGUCAACACGUACGUUGAGGACAGGUCUAUGGAGAUCACGCAGCUGCUCGACAGUGUUCGCUCCGCCCUAUCCGCUUACAACCAAGUGACAGCCGACAAAUGCGCGCUUAUCCUUAUCUGUGCACACCCACUGGGCGCCAGCAAGAUGUCUCGUCGCGCCCACCGCAAGCCCAAACUAACAGCACCUCAGCUAUCAACAGAAUUGAGCAAUAUUGGCAGUAAUGUUGUGGUUGUUGAUCCUGCGUUUUAUUCGGCAAAGUGGACAGAUGAGGAGACGGAACUGCUGGUUAGGUAUGCGGUGACUCAUGGCGCGGAUAGGAAUUGGAGGCAUUUUGCUGAUAUUGUUGCUACAAAGACACCUACUCAGUGCGCUAAUAAAUAUCGCUCACUGCGUAGGUACAAGAAAAUCGCAAUCUAAGUGUUUUAUGUUUAUAAGUGUUUUUUCCCCCUAUUAUAGUUUUUAUCUUUCUCGAUGUAUAUUUUCUUUUUUAUUACGAAUAGAUUAGCAUUUGUUGCUAUAAAUUA